AUGGUUGACCAAACCAGAAUCCCCUUGGCGCGUAAAUCCAGUAAUGGGAAGCUUUUAAGCUCCAGAUUGCCAUGUAAGCCCGGAUGGAUGGAACAGAACAGAAUAGAACAUAGCUAACAUUCCCUUGAAGAUAUCAGGGCAAUGCAACAUCAAGUUGAGUGUUGUGUUGGGCCAAAUUUAACCAUUCCACCGUUCACCACCUCGCUUGACAACGAGAACACUCGUGGAUUAAGGUUAACUAACUACGGCAUGAUUUAAGAGAGGAUCGUCCGUUAAGUGAAAAGGCGAAAGGCGAAAGGCGAAGAGGCAAAAUAAGUGAAAAGAAUAAAAAUAUCGAAUCAAAAUAUCGAAUCAAAAUGAAUAAAAUCAGUAUAUAAUUAAAGCUUUAAUCUUUCAUAUUCUUAUAAUUUAAAUUAUAUUGAAUUUGAUUAAUUUUUCAGUAAUUGGUAAAAGAAAUAAAACGUUGAGGUUGAUUAAUUUUUCAUUAAUUGGUAAAAGAAAUAAAACGUUGAAUUUGAUUAAUUUUUCAUUGAUCUCCACCACAAUGGUCAAGGCGCCAAAUAGUUACCAGUCGACAAGCCAGGUUUGUUUUUUAAUCCCAUAGUUGAUUUAUUUUACCAAUACGUUGUUCAGGGACCUCAGACUGAGACUUCAACCGGUACAAAUAUGGCUAGGGAUAUAGCCAAAGGGCAAUGGACCGAUCACUACAAGCAAGGCCCAUACACGGACGUCAAUCGUGUGUGGUCGACCAAUGCAUCCAUCAAUGACGGCAACAGUCAAACCCAAACUCAGGGUUUCCUCCUUGGCUACCAAUACCGGAUCAUUGACACCAAUGGAGCGCUGGGCUGCUGAAAGCUCCAAGCAGGCUCCCUGGAAUUCAAUCGGUAGCAUCGGCACUUCAUCAGACAACACCGGGACCGGAUA
This is a messenger RNA of Sclerotinia trifoliorum, 924 nucleotides long. The record is from the annotation of a GenBank genome assembly. NCBI's taxonomy places the organism in Eukaryota, Fungi, Ascomycota, Leotiomycetes, Helotiales, Sclerotiniaceae.